AUGCCCGCGGGCGUGCGGCGCUCUGUUUCUCGCUGUGGUUGCCCGAGGAAAGGGCUGAGCUCCACGGUCGUCCGCCGGCUGUACGUGGAUGCAGGGGGAAGUCAUCACAAAGUCUCUGUUUCACCUGUUGUUCAUGUCCGAGGACUCUGUGAAUCGGUUGUGGAAGCAGAUCUUGUGGAAGCUCUGGAAAAGUUUGGAACCAUAUGCUAUGUCAUGAUGAUGCCAUUUAAGCGCCAGGCUCUGGUGGAGUUUGAAAACGUAGAAAGUGCCAAGAAAUGUGUAACGUUUGCAGCAGACGAACCUGUAUACAUUGCUGGGCAGCAAGCCUUUUUCAACUAUUCAACAAGCAAAAGGAUUACUCGGCCAGGGAACACUGAUGAUCCAUCUGGUGGAAAUAAAGUUCUCCUGUUGUCAAUUCAGAAUCCUCUCUACCCAAUUACAGUGGAUGUCUUGUAUACUGUGUGCAACCCUGUUGGAAAAGUUCAGCGCAUUGUUAUAUUCAAGAGAAACGGAAUACAAGCUAUGGUUGAGUUUGAAUCGGUCUUUUGUGCCCAGAAGGCGAAGGCUGCACUAAAUGGAGCAGAUAUCUAUGCAGGAUGCUGUACACUAAAAAUUGAAUAUGCAAGGCCAACUCGACUUAAUGUCAUUAGAAACGACAACGAUAGUUGGGACUACACUAAACCGUAUCUGGGCCGACGAGACAGAGGGAAGGGCCGCCAGAGGCAAGCUAUUUUGGGAGAGCACCCAUCGUCAUUUAGACACGAUGGUUAUGGGUCACACGGUCCUUUAUUGCCCUUACCGAGCCGGUAUCGAAUGGGAUCUCGGGACACUCCAGAACUCGUCGCUUAUCCUUUGCCCCAGGCAUCGUCCUCUUACAUGCAUGGUGGAAAUCCUUCUGGUUCCGUUGUCAUGGUUAGUGGGUUGCAUCAGCUAAAGAUGAACUGUUCAAGGGUCUUCAACCUGUUCUGCUUGUAUGGAAACAUUGAGAAGGUGAAAUUUAUGAAGACCAUUCCAGGCACAGCACUGGUUGAAAUGGGUGAUGAGUAUGCUGUAGAAAGAGCUGUCACACAUCUCAACAACGUCAAAUUAUUUGGAAAGAGACUUAACGUCUGCGUUUCCAAGCAGCAUUCAGUAGUUCCGAGCCAGAUAUUUGAACUGGAGGAUGGCACAAGUAGUUACAAGGAUUUUGCGAUGAGUAAGAACAAUCGCUUCACCAGUGCUGGCCAGGCAUCUAAGAACAUCAUCCAGCCACCCUCUUGUGUGCUGCAUUACUAUAAUGUACCCCUGUGCGUAACUGAAGAAACCUUUGUAAAGUUAUGUGAGGAUCAUGAAGUUCUCAGCUUUAUUAAAUACAAAGUGUUUGAUCCAAAACCUUCUGCCAAAACACUUUCUGGUCUGUUGGAAUGGGAAUGUAAGACAGAUGCAGUGGAAGCCCUCACUGUACUUAAUCACUACCAGAUAAGAGUCCCAAAUGGCUCUAACCCUUACACCUUGAAGCUUUGCUUCUCUACUUCAUCCCAUUUAUAGAGAAGAGGACAGCAUGUUAAGAGCUACGUUCACCUCGAUUUGCAAGUUUGAAACUACACUUCAUUCACAAAGCUCUAAAGUGUUUGCUCUAACGUUGCCUUGUUUCAACUUAAUUCUAAUAUCUUUUAUCUUGUUUUAUAAUAAAUGGAUGUUCCUUCAUAAAUACAAACCAGAUUUUUUUUUCCUCUUUGCCUCUGAGAAGUACGUGUUGUAAGCUAACUACAAAGUUUGUAUUUCAUUAAUGUAAUACUUCAAAAAUCUAAAGAAACACCAGUAACAUAUACAAGAUAGUGAGAGUGUACCAUUCAGACCUUAAAAUGUCAAUUGUUUUCUUCCAAAAAUGAAAUUUAUUUGCAUUUUUGAUGUUGAAGAUUAGCAAGUAUUUUUCCAUUUGUAGUUUUAAUUGGCAGGUAGAACUAUUACAUCAGAAUUUUAAAUGUAGAACUUGUUUUUCAGUAUGUUAAGUAGUGAAGUAUGUUGCAAUAAAUACUAAAAAAGCUUGUAUUUAUAAAAUGCUUAAAUCAGGUUAAUGUUGCACAUACUGAAUUUUAAGUAGUAUAGACUUAGUUGAUUUAUAUUCCAAACAAAGCUAAUGUAGAAAAUAAGUAUGUACACGUGUAUGGUGUGAAUUCAUACUUAUUUAAAGUGGUUUUGGGUUUUUGUUUGUUUUUUUUUUUGGAAAACUAUUUUCCAUUUGCAUUAGCAUGAUGCCGUCUAUAGCUAGUCCCACCGUAGGGGCCUUUUAAAAAUUAAAAUUGCAAGCCUGUAUCAGCGUGUUCAUCCUCCUUUUCCGUAACUUAAACUUAAAUCUUUGAUGUUUAACAUAUCCUCUUGACUUUUUAAAAUAUUGGUUAUGACUUAUUAAAUGGUAAAAGUUGGAUAUGUGAGAACAGAAGAUUGAUCACAACAGAACAAAGGUGGUAAAAGCAGUUUAAAAAAAAUGCAAGCCCCACCAUACUCUCUCAUACCUGGAUUGUUAUUUGAUUUACACUUAAUGUUUGUAUCGGUGUUUUGUUUCCUUUUGUCUGAUUUUUAUUUCAUACUGCCGGUAUGAUGAUAAAAGGAUGCAUAGGGUGAAUAGACUUGGCUAGCCUCUUAUUUACACUGAUCUGAUUGAUAUAGGUGGGAUUCAGCUAAUAUACUUCUCAUGAAUUUCAUAUCACGUAAUUAAAUGAGAAAUCUUUUGUUUUGGAGAAGAUGAUUUGUUUUGUCCCAGCACUUAAGAGCCUCGAUUCUCUGCUCCAGAACUGGAGUUGCAGUCUUAUUCCAGCCCAACCCCAGAAAUGGGAAUCCAAGCAUGAAAGUUUGGAAGCCAAUUACCCAUGUUUGUUCCCCUUUCUGAAUAUGCAACAGUCCAGUGCUUUUUUCAGUUCUGCUUAGUGAUCAAAGAAAAGUUACUUUUAUCAGCCAUUUUAUCUUAUAUUUUAUCGUACAUGUUUUGUCCUAACUUCAGCUGCAGGAUUAUUCUAUUCAUGUACACUUGCCUUUGAGGGAGUAUGUUGCAGUCUGUUUACAGACAGUGGGUAUUGCACACAUCUUUAAAUACAGACUAGACUUUCCCCACUCUUAAUUUCAAGGUAGAAACACCUAAUCAAGGGAAAACAAGUCAGCUGUCUUUCAGGUUUUCCAGUCAGCAAUGAUUCGGUUCCAUCCUGGCUACCACCGUUUCGUUCAUGCUUCUAGUAAUGAGUAUUUCAAGAAUUCAAAGCACGCUGCUAAUAAUGUGUGUACUGGGACCCAAGGGACAGCUGCACUUUGUUUGGCAGCCCUUGCUUCAUGUUACCUUCUGCAUACGAUUUGGAGUAGUGAUGGCUUCCUGCCUGGUCUGUGGCAAACUGACUUGCUUUCUAGGGGCACUGCUAAGAUUCUUUCAGCCUAACUGCUUCUGCCCCCAGAAAUUGCUUCUGGAGAGCUCCAGUCUAGACGGCUACAUGCCGUACCUUGCCCUUUGCCAACUAGUGAAGUGUUUAGCGCUGCCUACCAUUUCGACUGUGAAAGGUCUUCUCCCAAUCAUUCAUUUCUCUUCUAUUAGCUUGAACGUUCUGUGGAAACGUGUUUCUCUUGUCAUAGCUUGCAUUGCUAUUAGUGUUAAUGUAGUUCAAGGAGUCAGAAGUCUUGUAGCUGAAUAUUAAAAAUAGACAUGUUAUCUAUUGGUCCUGUUUGGGAUGUAGGAUGAGUGACCCUAAAACAUUCAGGUUUUUAUAGAAAAGCACUUUAAUGUUACCAUAUCCUCAGUGGAUCACAGCCUUCAGUGCCUAAGAUGCCCUGAUGAAAGGCAUCUUUCCUGUGGCUGCUCAGAUCAAGCAGAGGACAGACUAGUUCCAGGUGUAUCCAAGAGGAUUUUCUGCCAACUGGAAGUCCCCGUUCUCGAAAUGAGAAAAGCCUGUACCACGUGGCGAGAGACGAGAGGAGACCGGGAAACUGUUGGUACUCCUUAAAACAAUCGUUGUGUCCAUGUGGAAGUUGAGAAUGGGAAAGAUUCCUUAUUAGUAUUUUGCCGUAAAAAGAAAACAAUAUGUUCUCCUGGGCCUAAAUGGAUGGGUGCUCCUCCUAGGGGAGGAAUUAGGCUGGUCUCCUCCUUCCACAAUCACGGUCUACGUUCGCCUAUAGUCUUGCUCGUUGGAACAGAGCCAAAAUAGUGGGACAGGUAAAGAGUUGCUCCAAGGGGAGUGAAGUUUGUGUGUAGUUUGGCAGCCUACCACUCGUUAUACUUGUUAGAUUAAAGCACUAAGGUUUCUUGAUGCAACUUUUCUGUCCCUUUUGCAUAAGCCAUAUACUCAAAUUAAGUGAACAUUGCUAUGCAGAUUUCCUGCGUGUAAGCAGUUCGCAUUCACAUUGUAAAAUAUUCAUGACAGUUCCAGUGUUGGUUUUUUUUUUUUUUUAAAGCUUAUUUUUUCUAAUUGGCCACCUUUCACUGGAGGUAAAUGAUAUAUUGAAGUAGAGAUCUUUUCAUCUUCUCUCAUAAUACCCUAAUCUUUAUUUCUCUUUAUUGUCCCUUAUAAGGGGAAGAAGUGGGAAGAGUUGCUUUUUGACUUUCUAUACCACCACAGUAAGGUAGGUAGAGUGUGUAGCUAGGGUGAUAUACGAAAGGAUGUAAAAGAAACCAUUUAGGAAACGUUUGGAUGUUUUGCUUUAUGAAAGGAAUGAUGCAAUUUAAUGUGGUGUCUCUAAGUCUGUCUUUCAGCAAGGGAUAAUGUUUGGGGUAAGCUGGCUUGUAACUGGCUGAAACCCUCCUUGUUGUAAUUAAAUGCAACUUGCUCCUUUU
This is a messenger RNA of Struthio camelus australis, 4792 nucleotides long. The record is from RefSeq and is a predicted model, not a curated record. Lineage: Eukaryota; Metazoa; Chordata; Aves; Struthioniformes; Struthionidae.